GUUGUUGGCGGCGACACACACACACACACACACACACAUUGCCAAUCAAUUUCACCGGAGUCCCGCCCCGGCGCGUCACAUGCGGCUCCCAGUCAGGCAGACAGUCAGAGAGAGAGAGACACACACACACAAGGCGAGAGGUGCUGCUUCUGGGGUUUUUUGUGUGUGUGCGCGCGCCUGUAAUCUGGCCGGGAGGGGUGCUUGGUGCUCAGCACGGAGCAUUCACACCUGAGAGAGCAGGAGACGAGGCGAGAUACCGACGUCCCCUCUCCGCCCCUGGAUAAAGCCCUGCCUGCUCCCGGGGACCGCGGUGGCGGCAGGAUGGCUCGCUCCGCCGCCCCGGCGAUGCUGUCGGCGAACGGCUUCGGCUUCCCGCCGCAGAAUUUUGCUCGGGUGGUGGUGUGGGAAUGGCUGAACGAGCACGGCCGCUGGAGACCGUACGGCGCGACCGUGUGUCACCACAUCGAGAACAUCAUCAAGUGCAAUGCCAGGGGGAGCGUGGUGCUGGGGCAGGCGGACGCUCAGCUCUCGCCUUAUAUCAUCGACUUGCAAUCCAUGCAUCAGUUCAGGCAGGACACAGGAACCAUGCGUCCAGUUAGAAGAAAUUUUUAUGACCCUUCUUCAGCUCCGGGGAAAGGCAUAGUUUGGGAAUGGGAAAAUGACAGUUGUUCCUGGACUCCGUAUGACAUGGAUAUUUGCAUAACCAUCCAGAAUGCAUAUGAGAAACAACAUCCAUGGUUGGACCUGACUUCUCUAGGGUUCUGUUAUAUUAUUGACUUCAAUAGCAUGUGCCAGAUGAACAGACAGACACAGCGUAAGCGCCGAUUGCGAAGACGCAUGGACUUGGCCUACCCUUUGACCAUGGGCUCCAUCCCUAAAUCUCAAUCCUGGCCCAUUGGCACACAGUCGGGGCAACCGUGCAGCUGCCAACAGUGCGUCCUGGUCAACAGCACAAGGGCAGCCUCCAAUGCCAUCCUGGCAUCCCAACGACGGAAAAUAUAUUCUGCCACCAAUGGGACUCUGACUGUCCGCCAAAGUAACUCCUACAAUGGCACAGCCUUGUGGUCAACUAUGAGCACAGCCGGGACCACCCCUCCAAAGCCCGAACAGGCCCGUUCGCCAACCACCGCACAGCUUUCUCCCAUCUCUCAAAGCCAGAGCACCACCACAACAACUCCGAUCCCAGGCCAGAACAACCUGAACAGACCUGGAACCCAGAGAUCAGCAGUAGUCAGCACAAGGGCUUCCAUCCCUCCUGGGGUACCUGCCCUUCCAGUGAAAAACCUAAAUGGGUCUGGCCCUGUUCACCCAGCACUUGCAGGUAUGACUGGGAUUCUGAUGUGUGCUGCUGGCCUUCCAGUGUGCCUGACCCGGGCUCCCAAACCCAUCCUUCACCCCCCACCUGUCAACAAGAGUGACAUAAAGCCAGUGCCUGGGAUAUCUGGUAUCUGCAGAAAGACCAAGAAAAAGCAUCUGAAGAAAGGAAAAUCUCCAGAGGAUGUGGUGCGAAGGUACAUGCAGAAGGUGAAGAAUCCACCAGAUGAGGACUGCACAAUCUGUAUGGAGAGGCUGGUCAGCUCAUCAGGCUACGAUGGGGUCCUGAAUCUGAAAGGCGUGAAACCCGAGCUGGUGGGAAAGCUCAGUAAAUGCAGCCACAUGUAUCAUCUCCUGUGUCUAGUAGCCAUGUACAAUAAUGGCAACAAGGAUGGCAGCCUGCAGUGUCCCACUUGCAAGGCUAUCUAUGGUGAGAAAACUGGAACACAGCCGCCUGGGAAGAUGGAAUAUCACGUGAUCCCACACUCACUGCCUGGUUACCCCGAAUUCAAAACAAUUCGCAUUGUGUACGACAUCCCAGCAGGACUACAGGGUGUUGAACACCCCAACCAAGGGAAGAAGUUCACUGCCAGAGGCUUUCCACGGCAUUGCUACCUGCCUGAUAACGAGAAAGGCCGCAAGAUUCUGAAGCUCUUGAUUGUGGCAUGGGAUCGCAGGCUGAUAUUCACCAUUGGAACAUCCAACACCACUGGUGAAACGGAUACAGUAGUGUGGAAUGAAAUCCAUCACAAAACAGAGUUUGGAUCAAAUUUAACCGGACAUGGCUAUCCAGAUCCCAACUAUUUGGAAAACGUGCUGGCAGAAUUAUCUGCCCAAGGGGUCAUGGAGGACUCCAUAAAGGACUGAGGAGGAGAUUAGAAGAAGCAGCCAAUAAGGACGUUGGCCACUGAAGACUACACCCUGUAAAGUACAUUACUAGGGUUCAAAUAUGCUUUGCUUUACUGCCUUGGCCACUACUUUGUUAACUCCAGUUCGGGCUAGUUAAAAGCAGACUGCAUCAGCCUGAUUCAGUUUAUUGGUGGCAAGUUACAGUGACAUACUGUGCAAGUCUGCAUCUGUUAUUCCUCAUGGAAAGACCCAUACAAUAUUAAUAAUUAGGGGCAGGUAAAUCAAGAAAAAAAGAGAGGGCUGUCGAGUUGACAGUUGCUUGCACUGGUCAUUCCUUAAAAUGAAAACAGAAAUGUUUUCCAUUUGGUUGAAUUGUAUACAGUGCACCUCCUGCAGUGUUGCAGCUAACUGUGCACAUAGAGGCAAAAAUACUAAGCACGCCUGGUUAGUUGUAGGAACGCUGGCAUCAGUCAACAUGUCGCUUUCUAGAGGUCACAAGCAGUUAUGUAAAACAUGCAGUAUUUUCAUAAAUAAGGUGUGCACAUCUCUCAGGGAUGUCAGUCUUUUUGCUUGGAUGUGUCACUGUAAAUGGUGUACAGUGGACAGGAGGAGGAGGAAAGGAGCUUUGCAUGUGAAAACUGUAUGGCUUUAAAAAGUGCCCAUUUUAUCUUACUUUAAUCACAAGGACAGCAACACCAUGGAGCGUUUUAAAAAGUUUUGACAAAGGUAGUUUAAAUUUAAAGACACUGCUUAUUAAAGUGUUAUUCAGAAAUAACUAAGGGCUUGUUCUGUGUUAAAGGUCUGUCUCGUUACUCCAUUAGUCCAGCUAAGUAUUAGUGUCCUGGUGGCCCAUGCUGCAUGUCAGUAACAAGGAAUACAUACGUCCUCAGAUGAGGCUGUUUAUUUAAAGUUAACUUUUCUAUCUAUAGAUGUUGCUAUACUUCAUAGCGAAAUAUGUCAGUGUCUUAACCGAAUCAUUUAUGUCUACUGUGUUCGAGACUCUUUAUUCUAUGAGUUUGGCAGUGAAUGCAUCUGAAGCCAAGUAGUAGUUACUUUUUCCUUUUGAUUUUUUUCCCCCCUGAAUAUGGAUAUUUCCAGUUUUAAUUUCAUAAAAUGACUCCCACAUUCUUAAUGAAACUCAGUAUACUUAGCUGUCAGAUUACGUGAGAGGAUUACUUCACUGGGGGAGUCCUGGGGUGCUGUAUUUUCUUAAAAAGAGGAUUUCAAAUACACAACAGUUAUACAUCCAGCCCAGGGACAGAAACUGAAUAAUAUUCCUGCCAAAAACAGUCACUGGCUCAGUAAAUGAAUGUCAACUGACAUUUGCGUUGGGCUGUUCUGUCAAAGGGAAACUACAUGGGAUGGAAUGUUGCAAAGCUAUGAACAGUUUACAAAAUGAUGAUAGCUAUAGAAAUAUUCAAUAUUAUCCUGACAACUGCUGUCAAAUCCAUUAUGUUCAUAGUCAUUACUGGUAAAAGUGAUGUUCAACAAACGCUGUUUCUGCAAAUUACGUUCUGGUUGCUGACUUGUAUGACGUUCAACUUAAUGAGAUUUAUUGCCAAAAAAAAUUGAAGAGGAAAUAAAUGUUGUUGGAGGAGGAUAGUGACGGUUCCUUUAGGUUUUGUUGAGGGGUUGUUAUUCAAAGAUGAACAAAGUGUACUCAGUAGUCUAAGUGUUUGAAAGAUGUGGGGUAUGAUGGCAAUCUCUCCUGCUUUAUAGGACAAAUUUGGGAAAGAAGUUAAUUGAAUUUUUUUUAAAAAGUAAACAUUUAAACAAAACUGGGGAACACUGGAUUCUGAGUAGAGAUGUGAAAACUGUCUCAGCAAAACAUGCUAAACUUGAGACUAAACUUUAAGAAUUUUUUUUAAAUAUAAAGGGCUGUUCAUGUACAUUAUCAAUGGGAAAAGUGAUACAAUACAGGAAUAGAAAAAAUGGAACACUAUCUGCCUCAUAGCAACAGUCUGUCCACUGGAGAAUGGUAUCCUGAUAAACAUAUUCUAUUCUAAUGGCUCUUGCAGUCAAAAUCCAAGUCUCAACCCAAGAACUGCCAUAGAAAAGCACCAGAAGACCAGCAAAUGUAACAUGUUUGAUAUCACAGAACACGUGUUAAAUUUUAAAGUGUUGGCGGCAGAACCUAUUCUAAAUUUGCCAAUGCAUAUUCUGGCAGCAUUGGAGUCAGCGGCACCCAUAGGGCUACUGGCAAAAAGUGUAGAUUCUGAAACAAAUUCAUUUUUAUAUAGAAAUAAACAUUAACAAAGCAUGUGUAAAUAGUGUAUUGAUGUGAUGUGUUUCAAACAGUGUAGGGGACAGCAUCUAUUAUAAUGGCCUAGGCAAGUUCAAUUUGUAUAAUUGUGCUGGUCCCCAUGCUACUGGAAAGUGCAAGGUAAUUUCAUUAACUCUCAUUUGGAAAGUUGAAUAUAAUCAUAGUUAUUUUAGGAACUUAUGUCUGAAGAUGUUAAUGCAGAAGAUGACAGAUCAUUAAUUUUAUAAUUGUAUUUGCAUAACAAACUGAACUCAACUCAAAUCAUCAAAGGGCUUAUUACCAAGCUGGCAGUAUCACUUCUACAGAGCUGAUGAACAAGCUGCAGAUUUAAAUUCUGCUUUCUGUAUCUGCAAGGACCUGGUGAGAAUUUUAUUAAAGGAAAAUGUUCUUUAAAAAAGGGUCAGAUUAGUGAAAUCAGCCAUGGUAAUAAAUAUGCUAAAAAUUUAAAAUCACCAUUCUUGAUAUAUAGAAGUCCACUGGAAUCAGGAAUAGAUUCAAAUUAAAAUUGUAUUAAGCAAUUAAUUGAAUUUCAUUUGUGUUAACAAGAACUUCACUGGAGUUACCAAUUUCAUUGAUAGAAUUUACAGCCCAAUUUCCUACACCUAAUGUACAUGGGAGUGAAGAGGAGACCACGUAAUGUUGACCAUUUUGCAGAUAUAAAUAAAAAACAUUACAUGUUUAAGUAGUAUGUUAUGCACAGGAUUAUUAACAUAUUGGGAUAUUAAAGACAAGUACUGAUGAUAGUUUGAUUCAUACCUUGAUAAUGAUGAGAACAAAUCAAUUUGUGUGUUAAGUGAAUAAGCAACUUUGCCAAGAUAGAAUUUGAAGCUCAAAUUCCAGCUCACCACAAUAUUGCACUUGAAUAAUUAUUAAAUUCCCCCACCCAGGAUAGCACUUUGUAUUGACCAUUGGUCUAAAACAGCAAUUAAGGAGUGGAAAAGAAGCUCCAUUAAGCUUACUUUGAAAGUAAAUGCCCCAUAGCAUGGCCCUUCCUAAUUAAGUGAAGUCCUCAGUAAUCCUCAGGUCCUUUUGCCCAAGACAUGUUUCAGACAAAAUUUGCCAGAGAUAACAUUGCUUUGAAAAUAGGAAGAAGGGCAAGAUAAGUAGUAACAUUAAAUAUCCGACAAAUCAUUGUUGGAUGCAGCUGGUAUAUCAAAAUACAAUUGAAAAAUAAGGUCCAGUGUGAUUACAAACUGGGAGCAUUAACCCAAGUCAUCGGAUAUGAAACUCAAAGGAUGCAGUUCAACACUGAUUUUACAUGCUGUUAAUUACUUCAGUAAAUGAAAAUCAAGCAGGGUGCAAAACCAGAGUUCUACCUGAUCUUGCCAGUUUUCCAAUGGCUAGGGCAAGAUUGCAAUUGGUCCCUACAACAUGUGGUCUCAGAAAAUAUCUAUGAUGGACAAGAAUGUUUAAGCUAAUCUUCUCAAUAACAGAUUCAUUUUAACCUCAUAUUUUAGAAGUGUUCUAGAAGUGUGGAAAUAGAGAGGAAGCCACGACAGAAAGUGGUCUUGAAAAGCUAACCAUUUCAAAAUAGCUUCACGUAGAUCAUAUUAAAGUGAAGAACAAAUGUGCAUUGAACACAAACUUAGAGUUUUUGCUAUUGGAGUAUAUGUCGGUAAUAACUCCGGAUUGUUAGAUGGGACUUGUACUCUGAAGAACCACUUCAGAUGUUAGACCUCCUGCACAACUCCCGUUUCUGCUGUUUUCUUGCUAGGAAACAAGAAAAACAGGCAGCCUGAUCCAAUGCCAUUGCAGCUAAGCACUGAUGUGGUUACAGUUAGCGCUGCAUACACGUGUUUAUUCCGUGUUACUAUUGUUAAUGGCAAUGGGAGUUCCAGGGUGUUCCCAUAACAAAGCAGAUACUUCUUUUAAAUCAGUUUGGCACAAACUCCUUCUGAGGAGGGAACUUCACUUUACAAAAUGCAGAUAUGACUUGCUGCUUUGAGACCAACUGUUGUCAGAGCUGGUUGUAUGGCACGGCCAGUUUUCCAUUAGCAACACAACAAACUCAAUGAACACUUGAAUGUGAUUAUUGUGCAAUUCAUUUUCAUUUCACAUGACAAAAUAAGCACCUCCAUUCAACCCAAACUUGCAAAGCCAUGUUCUGUGGAUUCACUGAAUCACAAUUCCUACAAUACAGUUACCUAGAGAGAUCUGGAUAGAACCAUAUCGCAAGCUUAAAAUAUUUUUUUUUACUGGAAUAAAUGCAACUUCUGGCCAUCAUGUGAACAAUGAGAUUAACUAUCACACUGUAGCAGAAGCCAUUAUGGAAUCAUAUAUAUCCCAAAGUAGCAAUGGUUCAAAUGGGGCUGACCAUAUAUCUUGGGUUCCAAAUAUGAAUUGCCAUAAACAAAACCAUGUUAAAGUGGAUAAAUCAACAAGUUUGCAAUUUUAAUACCUCAAAAUGAUAGAGCAAUGGGUACAGCGAGCAUUGUCCUAUUAGAUGACUUAAUAAAUUUUACUGGAUUUAAAAGAUCAAUAUCUGUUUUAACAUUAAACUUGGCCAAUUUGCACUUAGGGUUUAUCGCCACAAUCAGGUUAACAUAAAACCACAAAUCAUAAAAUGCAUCAUAUUGAAAAAGAAUGAAGUCUGUAAAUACUUGUGUCCUAUUCCAGUUUUAAGGAGAGAUUGCCUUGGGGGAAAUGUGAUGCGAUACAUUUCAUGCAGUCUGGUUCUCUGGACAGUGUCGAUGUAGAUUCUGAUAUUGCAAAAUGCUAGAGGGAUCACAAGAACUGUCAUCCAUAACUAGGUCUUGUGUUGUUAUUUACUCACCAGCAUAUCCUGAAUUUAUGUAACGAACUCAUGUAAUAUGUAUAAACUAUUGGAUUUGCCUGUAACUGUUAGUACUAAAUAAUGAAUAAACUUUAUUUGG
Pristis pectinata (smalltooth sawfish) is the source of this 7299-nucleotide messenger RNA. RefSeq names its product deltex 1, E3 ubiquitin ligase (gene dtx1). Gene Ontology annotation, molecular function: ubiquitin protein ligase activity; zinc ion binding. Lineage: Eukaryota; Metazoa; Chordata; Chondrichthyes; Rhinopristiformes; Pristidae. Gene Ontology annotation, cellular component: nucleoplasm. Bases 322 to 2181 code for a protein of 619 amino acids. The record is from RefSeq and is a predicted model, not a curated record. The transcript has 9 exons. Gene Ontology annotation, biological process: Notch signaling pathway; protein ubiquitination.